Molecule: messenger RNA, 603 nt
Organism: Puccinia triticina
Lineage: Eukaryota; Fungi; Basidiomycota; Pucciniomycetes; Pucciniales; Pucciniaceae
Exons: 1
Coding region: 1-603 (200 amino acids)
Source: RefSeq, a predicted model, not a curated record
AUGAAGCUCUUUAGUUCCAAUAGUUUUGCAUUGUGGUUCACGAUAAUCAUCGCAUCAACCUUCCAUCUCCCCGCGAGCACUAGAUGUCUAAACGUCCCGGAAGCUUCUCAAGUGAAACGAUCGAUAUUGUCCAAACGAAAAGUCCUAGCUGCCCCUCGUUUGGUUGUUAUUCCCAUCAUCGGACCCGUAUCGUUCAACACAAUGUUUAAUUGGGGAUGCUCUUCGGAUUGGCAUGACUAUAGUCGUGUUGGUGCCGAUUAUGAGACGAGAGUGAAGAUGGAAGCUGCACAAGCGAUUAGCGACGUCGCUGAACAGUACGCCAAAGCUCAUCCGGACGUGAGCAAGAAGGUAUCUGUAGACUUGCGGGAGAUUUGGCUCGAGGAAAAUGGACAACUUCCCGAAAAAGAUCGGGCUCAAGCUAUGCAAGCAAGGGCAGAUCUUCAAGAAUUAUUUGACGAACACCCCGAGUUACAGGAGCAGGCCGAAUACAGAUUCCAAGACAAGGUCGAACAAAUGAUUGUCACGCUCCAGCCGACAUCCCGGGACGACGCUCCAGGAAAGGAUCCGAAGGACUGGGCGCACGUCAAUCUUCAGAAUGACUGA